Messenger RNA from Saprolegnia diclina VS20, 519 nucleotides. RefSeq lists its product as hypothetical. Gene Ontology annotation, biological process: cellular response to amino acid starvation; regulation of translation. Gene Ontology annotation, molecular function: protein kinase regulator activity. NCBI's taxonomy places the organism in Eukaryota, Oomycota, Saprolegniomycetes, Saprolegniales, Saprolegniaceae. Gene Ontology annotation, cellular component: cytosol. The record is from RefSeq and is a predicted model, not a curated record. The transcript has 2 exons. Bases 1 to 519 code for a protein of 172 amino acids.
AUGUCGUCGUCGGUCGAGCGGUCAAGAUUUUCUCAAGGUCUCUGCGAGAAGCUCGUGCACCUUGCCCUGGACGCGCUUGAUCUCGAGAGUGUCUCUGACGAGUCAGACGGUGUCCGCGACGUUGCCAUGCACGCUGGCUCGAUCGUCGCCAAUGCCCACGCGCUUUCCAGCACGAAGGACAACUUGCCUGCGCUCGAGGCCGGUAUCUUCGACGACAACUGGCGCCUUCGUCAGUCGUCGAUCUCGCUCCUUGGCGACUUGGUGUAUUGCGUCAUCACCCAGGUCGGCCCGAUCAUUCCGCGCGCGAGCCUCGACCCGAUGAACCCUGUCAGCAUGCGUCGGGGCUACUGCUUGGGUCUUGUCGAGGUCGUCCAGUGCUCGCCCAAGAAGCAGCUCGAAGAUUCGUCGACAGGUUUGUCGUGGCGCUCAAAGGCGCUCUAUGCGACGCGCUGCCCGAGAGCGCUCAAGGUCAAAUCGCGCCACGUGCCCCCGUACCUCGCACAACGCCAACGGCCUUGA